Messenger RNA from Morchella importuna, 2658 nucleotides. RefSeq lists its product as uncharacterized. The transcript is spliced from 9 exons. The record is from RefSeq and is a predicted model, not a curated record. NCBI's taxonomy places the organism in Eukaryota, Fungi, Ascomycota, Pezizomycetes, Pezizales, Morchellaceae. Gene Ontology annotation, molecular function: ATP binding; mismatched DNA binding; ATP-dependent DNA damage sensor activity. Bases 1 to 2658 code for a protein of 885 amino acids. Gene Ontology annotation, biological process: chiasma assembly; mismatch repair. Gene Ontology annotation, cellular component: nucleus.
AUGGCACGCACUCGUCCAGCGUCUGUAGCAUUCGCCUCUGAACCCCUCUUCCGCCAAUCCUCACAAUCCUCUUCUCAUACCACUCGAAGCUCCCUCACUGCUACUUCAGGAACUUCAAAAUCACGCAGGCUGAACCCGUAUAGCAGGGAGAUUGAAGGUGAAGAUGAUGAUGAAGAGGACGUUUCAGAUGAGGAAGAGGAUGAUUCGGAGGGUAUUAUUAUGGCUGUCGACCACAGAGGGAGGAAGAUAGGGUGUGCGUUUUACUCGAUGGCAGGGCAGAAAUUAAGUUUGAUGGAGGAUAUUGAGUUCCCUACCUCGGACUGCUUGGAUGCUUUAAAGUUCCAUAUCAAGCCCACGGUUCUGCUGCUGCCGUCGAGGUUUGAUGAGACAAUUGAUAAGUCACUUAAUCCCGAUCCCAAGGAUGAGUUUGCAACACCUUACCACGUUGCCAUACGCCCUACUGUUGAGUUCUCGUACGAUGCGGCUAGAAACAAGCUUAUCUCGAUCCGUAUUGGUGAAUCCAACGGGCCCUCAAUCACAAUACAGACUCCUGGGGAUAUGCAUGACAUAUCAGGGGAGUUACGUAGACGUGGGAAUUUACUAAGACUUGCCGGAUGGAUCAACGUGGAGAGCAAGGUUACUGUCGGGUGUGCUGGCGCCGUGUUGACAUACUUACAGAGGAAGGCUAGUAUUGACGGGGGUCCUGGUGAGGGCGAUGGAGUUCUGGUAGCUGAGAUUGAGAUGUGGAGUAUGGCUCAUGUUAUGUUUGUGAAUGCGGAUACGAUAUGUUCGCUGCAGAUAUUUGAGGAUGAGUCGCAUCCGAACUUCCAUAUGCAAGGCCCCAAAGGCCGUGGCAAAGAGGGACUAUCUCUGUUUGGAAUCAUGAACGGGACUCGCUCUCCGCUUGGCCAUGUCAUGCUCAAACAGUGGUUUCUACGCCCUAGUCUCUCGCUCUCCAUACUGACGUCCCGUCAUGAUACCCUUACUGCAUUCCUCCACCCUUCCAACUCCCAUGUCCUGGUUGCGCUCGGCAAGUCACUGCGCUACAUCAAAAACAUCCCCAAAGUCCUCUCAGGUCUACGGAGAGGCUUAGGUAGUGGCGGUCGUGGAGGUGAAUGGAUCUCUCUGGCCAAGUUCUCGUUUUAUGCACUAAGAAUCAGGUCUUCUUUGCAAGAGAUGAGCGGAGUCAGAGGCUUAGCAAUCUACAAGAAACUAAUGGAUUCAGUCGAUGUCAAGGCCAUCCAGGCUGUAGGACAACUGAUCCAUGACACAAUUGACUUUGACGAAAGUGCGUUGCAACACAGGGUUGUGGUGAUGAGGAACGUAGACGAUGAGCUGGACCGGAUGAAGCAGAUGUACGAUGGCAUGGAUAGCAUGCUCUCGCAGGUUGCACGCCAAGUCGCAGCUGGAAUCCCGGCUGACGUGGCCAUCAACCUGAAUGUGAUUUAUUUCCCGCAGUUGGGGUAUCUGAUCGUUGUACCCACGCGUGAAGGUAGUAGUAACGAUGGCGGAGAGGAUGAUGCGGCGGGGAGACCAGUGUAUAUGGGCCAAGACUGGGAGUUCCAGUUCUGUACAGGGACGAGCUGGUAUUAUAAGAAUCCGCAAAUGAGAGAGAUGGAUGGAUACUUCGGGGAUAUGUAUGGGCUUAUCUGUGACAGGGAAAUUGAGCUGGUGCAUGAAUUACAGGUUAGGGUGCUGAAGUAUUUCGAGACACUCACAGAUUGUGCUAUGGUCUUUGCCGAGCUUGAUUGCCUUCUGGCCUUGGCUCUGGCGGCGGAGAAGUACAAAUACUCUCGUCCCAUCAUUACUGAUGAAAAUGUCAUCAAGAUCACCAAGGGCCGGCACCCACUGCAAGAACUUUGCGUGUCAUCCUAUGUGGAGAACGAUAGCAAUAUUCUUGGAGGCAAAGGUUCGGAUGAGGCGGAGAGUAUAGAUACUGAAACUACUCCGGACACAGACGAAGCCAAUCCAGCUACACCACCAAGGACAGUAAGGCCGGUACGAGUUUGUGAGGACGAUUCCACUGUGCCAAGUAUGAUGCUUAUCACUGGACCCAACUACUCUGGAAAGAGCAUUUACCUGAAACAGGAUCCAAACUCGGGAGAGUGUUUCCAAAGCACCGACUCGAGUGACGGUGCAGGGCUCGCAUGUGGGGUAUUCGAACACCUCUUAAACCGCGGGGAUGAGAGGCCAAAAGUUCUUGCAGCCACCCAUUACCAUGAGAUAUUUGAAAACGGCUUCCUCACUGAGCACCCACGUCUGCAGUUUGCUCACAUGAAUGUUCUUCUUGACCACGAUGCAGAGGCUACGGAAGAUCAAAUCACAUAUUUAUAUCGGAUGGAGCUCGGCCGGAGCACCAGUAGCUUUGGAACUUGCUGUGCGGCCCUUAACGGGAUUGACCCGGCGAUUGUUUCGAGGGCCGAGGAUCUGAUUCUCUUGGCUGCAAGAGGUGAGGAUCUGGUUGCUGCAUGUGGUAGGUUAACAGGCGGGGAAACGAAGGAAUUGGAGGAGGCUGAGAGGGUUGCAAGAGAUUUUCUGAAGGAGGACUUUGACUUUGAAGAUGAGGACGGAGAUGAGAGUGUGGGCGAGGUCAGAGGAAAACUAGAGAAGAUAUUGGAGGGAGUUAGAAGGGCUGAAGAGUGGAUGGAGUAUGAAUAG